Messenger RNA from Thyridium curvatum, 2835 nucleotides. RefSeq lists its product as uncharacterized. The transcript has 3 exons. The coding region runs from base 1 to 2835 and encodes 944 amino acids. The record is from RefSeq and is a predicted model, not a curated record. Gene Ontology annotation, molecular function: protein binding. NCBI's taxonomy places the organism in Eukaryota, Fungi, Ascomycota, Sordariomycetes, Thyridiales, Thyridiaceae.
AUGGCUUAUGACGGAUAUCAACAACAGCAUCAGCGGCCGUACAAUGGUCCAGCUGCUCCGAGGCCUCCGCCGCAGCGUCACUACCCUCCCGCUCCCCAACGAGGCCCUCCGCCACAACAAUACAAUGCGCCGCAGCAGUAUGACCAGUACCAAGAUGACUACGGCUACGGCUAUGACGAGUAUGGUGGCGGAGGAGGCGGCGACUACAACCAGGGCUACGACCGCCAGUAUGAUGAUAUGAACUACAGACAGGGACCACCCAACCAAAACUACCCGCCACAAGACUAUCCAGGCCCUGGUCCUAAUGGCGGUGGUAGAGGCAGGCCCAUGCCCAACCAGCGAGGGCCUCCGCCCAGACAGAUGACAAACGAUGGUGGACGAGGCCCAUAUCCUCCCCGGCAAGGGCCUCCGGGUCCAGGAAGGGGAGAUUACCCCAAUGGUCCGCCUGGCGGACGCGGUCGCGGAGGUCCUCUCGAUAGAUCGGCAAAUUCAGACCCGAGUAUGCACCGCGGCCGAGGACCCAUGCAAGAUCCGAUGAGCCCCCAGGAGACGGGAUUUGGAGGCAGCCCAUUUCCCACGUUUCCGGGUCAGAGCCGCAAGACGGAUCUGGAUCAAGAAGGUCAGAUACUGGAUCAGAUGUCUGGCUUGGACAUCUCGGGGAGAGGUCCCAGACAGAAUGGGCCUCCGCCACAGCGCGGCCCAAUGGGACCCCCUGGUCCUGGCUAUGGCCAGCGCGGGCCACCGCAGCGAGGUUUCACUCAGGACAAUUACGCGCACUCAGACCGAGCCCAGAGUCUGGAUCAAGGCUACGGCCCCUCGCGAGACUAUCCCGAUGAUGGAUACGGACCGCCAGGUCGCACAAUGACCAUGCCGAGCAUGGAGCCGAUGAGGAACAACCAGGGUCUUCCUCCGCGUGUAGACAGCGCUCCUUACAACGGACCUGCAGGGAGGAACAUGCCGCCGCGACCAUCUACAGCAUCAGGCAUGCGGCAGCCUCCUCAACGCCCGUAUCCUCCCAACGGAGGGGGACCGGCGUUCCAAGAGCCUCGCUACGGUAAUGGGCCAUCACCUCAAGGAUACGAUCAACAACAGAGGCCGGCCUCAUUCGAUAACUAUGAUCUGUAUGAUUCUUACAGUGAACCUCCUGCGAAUCCUGAGUAUCACCGAAGCCGGGGAUCACAAGCUUCAACUGCUGUCCCUGAUUUCGAUGCCGACCCACAACAGAUGCCGAGAAACUCGUUUGAUCAGCAUAUGCAGCAAGGAGGCCCGGGGCAACCACAGCGUGGGCCGAAUCGCAACCCCGAGCUCAACAAAACGAAAUCGCAGCCCGAUCUCCGGCAGUCCCAGCAAGCUGUCUUCGAGAUGGCCUCGGAUGCGCCACCAAUGCCAAAUGGCUUCCAGCAGCAGGGCUAUCCUCAGGGACGAAGACCAACAGCUCCAGGUUUGCCAACUGGGCCUGCACCUAUCAGACAACACAGCGGCGCAUCAAGCCGGUCCGGUGGUCCAGAUUCCCUACCGUCACAUCCCGCACCUGUCCGACCGGGUCUAAUGCCCAAUUCGCUCGUCAGCCAGAUGCCAAACAAGCCGGCCCCCGUCAGAAACUACGCAGGCAACACCCCGCCAGCCGGCGGCAUGCCUGCAAUGCCGCCUCCAGUGCAGGUGCAAGCUGCGCCAGCACGUACCGAGACGCAACAGCCAUGCACUCCUGAGCUGCUCGAGAGUCUCAGGAACACCAUCAAGGCGGACCCGAACGACCAAGAAUCGGCUCUCCUCCUUGCUAAGAAGCUCAUUGAAGCCAUGGAUGUCUUGGCCCCGGGAUUGCCAGAUCCCAGGUCACGAGGCAAGGCUCGUGAACGCUAUGCUAUGGAUGCGCACAAGAUAUUGAAGAAGCUGGCAAAUGCCCAAAAUCCUGAUGCCAUGUUCUUUAUGGCUGAUUGUUUGGGAAGGGGAGUCUUUGGUGGUGCGGAACCCGACAACAAGGAAGCAUUCACUUGGUAUCAAUCUGCAGCCAAGCUCGGACACGCCGCCGCGGCGUACCGCACUGCUGUGUGCUGUGAGAUUGGUAACGAGGAAGGAGGCGGCACGCGCAAGGACCCUCUCAAGGCCAUCCAGUGGUACAAGCGCGCUGCAACCCUGGGCGACACCCCGGCAAUGUACAAGGUCGGCAUGAUCCUCCUCAAGGGCCUCCUGGGACAGCCCAAGAACCCCCGCGAGGCCAUCAGCUGGCUCAAGCGGGCCGCCGAGCGCGCCGACGCCGAGAACCCGCACGCGCUGCACGAGCUGGGACUGCUUUACGAGAGCGCGCAGCCAAACGAUGCCUACCUCCGGGACGAGGCCUACGCGUUCCAGCUCUUCCAGCAGGCGGCGGAGCUGGGCUACAAGUUCAGCCAGUACCGCAUGGGCUGCGCCUACGAGUACGGGCUCAUGGGGUGCCCCAUCGACCCGCGGCUGUCCAUCAUGUGGUACUCCAAGGCGGCGAUGCAGGAGGAGCACCAGUCCGAAUUGGCGCUCAGCGGCUGGUACCUUACCGGCAGCGAGGGCGUGCUGCAGCAGAGCGACACGGAGGCCUACCUCUGGGCGCGCAAGGCGGCCAUGGCGGGGCUGGCCAAGGCCGAGUAUGCGAUGGGCUACUUUACUGAGGUGGGCAUCGGCGUGCCGGCCAACCUCGAGGACGCCAAGAGGUGGUACUGGAGAGCUGCUGCACAGGAUUUCCCCAAGGCUCGGGAGCGCCUCGAAGACCUGAAGCGGUCCGGUAAGAACGGCCCCAGGCAACGGGAGCGGAUCUCGCGGAGCAAGAUCGGCAAGCAGCAGGAGGGAGAGUGUACGGUGAUGUGA